Molecule: messenger RNA, 2195 nt
Organism: Hippopotamus amphibius kiboko
Lineage: Eukaryota; Metazoa; Chordata; Mammalia; Artiodactyla; Hippopotamidae
Gene: AMD1
Product: adenosylmethionine decarboxylase 1
Exons: 10
Coding region: 334-1497 (387 amino acids)
Biological process (GO): spermine biosynthetic process; spermidine biosynthetic process
Cellular component (GO): cytosol
Molecular function (GO): putrescine binding; adenosylmethionine decarboxylase activity
Source: RefSeq, a predicted model, not a curated record
GCCUCGCUCCCACAGUAUGGCCGGCGACAUUAGCUAGCGCUCGCUCUACUCUCUCUAACGGGGAAACAGCGGACUACAAGAGACUGAGCUGUAUCUGCCUCUAUUUCCAACAGACUCACGUUCAACUUUCGCUCACAAAAAAAAAAAAAAAAAAAAAAGCCGGGAAAAUUUUAUUAAUCCUUUUUUAAAAAAAGUUAAUAUAAAAUUAUAGCAAAAAAAGGAACCUGAACUUUAGUAACAGCUGGAACAAUCCGCAGCGGCGGCAGCGGCGGGAGAAGAGAUUUAAUUUAGUUGAUUUUCUGUGGUUGUUGGUUGUUCGCUAGUCUCACGGUGAUGGAAGCUGCACAUUUUUUCGAAGGGACCGAGAAGCUGCUGGAGGUUUGGUUCUCCAGGCAGCAACCCGACGCAAACCAAGGAUCUGGGGAUCUUCGCACCAUCCCAAGCUCAGGCAGUCCUGUAGCACACUGCUGCAGAGUGGGGAAACUAAAGCCUUGGCUUUCUAGCCAGAGGACCAAGAAGCAGGCCAUCUUCACCAUCACCCCAACCCUACCCCAUCCCCCACCCUUGGGCCAAAAGUUGUGGAGAUCAUGGAGAGCAAAGAGAUCCGAGUGGGACAUACUUUUGAAGGAUGUGCAAUGUUCAAUCAUAAGUGUGACAAAAACUGACAAGCAGGAAGCUUAUGUACUCAGUGAGAGUAGCAUGUUUGUCUCCAAGAGACGUUUCAUUUUGAAGACAUGUGGUACCACCCUCUUGCUGAAAGCACUGGUUCCCCUGUUGAAACUUGCUAGGGAUUACAGUGGGUUUGACUCAAUUCAAAGCUUCUUUUAUUCUCGUAAGAAUUUCAUGAAGCCUUCUCACCAGGGGUACCCACACCGGAAUUUCCAGGAAGAAAUAGAGUUUCUUAAUGCAAUUUUCCCAAAUGGAGCAGCAUAUUGUAUGGGACGCAUGAAUUCUGAUUGUUGGUACUUGUAUACUUUGGAUUUCCCAGAGAGUCGGGUAAUCAAUCAGCCAGAUCAAACCCUGGAAAUUCUGAUGAGUGAGCUUGACCCAGCAGUUAUGGACCAGUUCUACAUGAAAGAUGGUGUUACUGCAAAGGAUGUCACUCGUGAGAGUGGAAUUCGUGACCUGAUACCAGGUUCUGUCAUUGAUGCCACACUGUUCAAUCCUUGUGGGUAUUCAAUGAAUGGAAUGAAAUCGGAUGGAACUUAUUGGACUAUUCACAUCACUCCAGAACCAGAAUUUUCUUAUGUUAGCUUUGAAACAAACUUAAGUCAGACCUCCUAUGAUGACCUGAUCAGGAAAGUUGUGGAAGUCUUCAAGCCAGGAAAAUUUGUGACCACCCUGUUUGUAAAUCAGAGUUCUAAAUGUCGCACAGUGCUUUCUUCGCCUCAGAAGAUUGAAGGUUUUAAACGUCUUGAUUGCCAGAGCGCUAUGUUCAAUGAUUACAAUUUUGUUUUUACCAGUUUUGCUAAGAAGCAGCAACAACAGCAGAGUUGAUUAAUAAAAAUGAAGAAAAAACGCAAAAAGAGAACACACGUAGAAGAAGGUGGUGGCUGCUUUUUAGAUAUUGAUACCAAGGGCCAUGCUUUCCAUAACCACCACCUUGUAGUUGCAGAAAGCCCUAGAUGUAAUGAUAGUGUAAUCAUUUUGAAUUGUAUGCAUUAUUAUAUCAAGGAGUUAGAUAUCUUGCAUGAAUGCUCUCUUCUGUGUUUAGGUAUCCUAUGCCACUCUUGCUGUGAAAUUGAAGUGCAUGUAGAAAAAACCUUUUACUAUAUGAAACUUUACAACACUUGUGAAAACAAUUCAAUUUGGUUUAUGCACAGUGUAAUAUUUCUCCAGGUAUCAUCCAAAAUUCCCCACAGACAAGGCUUUCGUCCUCAUUAGGUGUUGGCCUCAGCCUAGCCAUCUGGGACUGUUCUUUUAAAUUGCUGCCAGGAUUUUACAUCCAGUUACCUCCACUUUCUACAACAUAUUCUCUACUAAUGUUACUGAAACCAAUUUCUACUUCACACAGAUAUUUUUGCAACACCAAUUAAAGUUUUUCUUCCAUAAGUCAAGUCCUCUAAGAAAACAGUUAUCCAUUUUGUGUAUUACUAUUUCACUGCUUCCUAUACUUGUAUUACUUCAAUUGAUUCGUUCCUCACCAUGGUGUCUUCCCUCCUAACCACACCCCUCAAUAAAGCAAUACACUGUUA